Hyalella azteca is the source of this 4960-nucleotide messenger RNA. RefSeq lists its product as uncharacterized. Lineage: Eukaryota; Metazoa; Arthropoda; Malacostraca; Amphipoda; Hyalellidae. Bases 34 to 3951 code for a protein of 1305 amino acids. The record is from RefSeq and is a predicted model, not a curated record. The transcript is spliced from 5 exons.
CACAGAUUGGGACCACCCAGCAAGAGGCCCAAAAUGAAUGCAGACUAUAAUGGUGAUGAAGAGCAUGGCACGACUUCACUUACAGAUUUUCUGGCUGAAAGUUUUGGUCUUCCAGAUAAUGAAGGGCCUGAAACUUACCAUGAAAAAAUGGCAGCGGAAACCUCUCACAGGCGUUAUUGUCGAUCCUCUAGUGCUGAGAAAUUCCAUGCUCACAGUGACAGUGAAUCCAGUUCUAAAUUUCUCCCAAGUCAUGGCUUUGCAUCCAGUUCUCCUGGCUAUUUCUCUCAAGACUAUCCAUCUUCCAAAUCCUCCAUGAGUAGCAGAGCUCAUGUGACUGAUGGAGCCUCCACACCCAUCAAUGAAUUUGCCUCUUCUUUUAGAAGUAGAGGUUCAUCUACUGAUGCUGCUGUGUCAGGGGCACAGUCCCACGUUGACUAUCAGAAUCGCAAUUCCAUCUACGAAAAAUUAUCAAUAGAUGCUGUUAAGGGAAAGGCAUCACCGAAUCUAGGCUACCAGUCUACUACUACUGGAGGAUAUGCUGCAAAUAGGGGAACUAAUGAUUCUUCUUUUCGAAUUGGUCAGUCAUCAGGGCCUAAUAACCAAAAUGUUACACCUUUUGAUCACCAUCAAGUUGGUCUUGCCACAAAGUCUGAUGUAGAAGAUUUUCAAAGAAGUGUUGGGGUUCAUUCAGAUGCACAUGGAUCAUUUUACAGAAGGAGUUUGGAUCAACGGGAGUCACUUGGUUCAUGUCUCGGUGAGAGAGUAGAUGAUGGUUUUGUUGGUCGUGCAGAAACAGUUCGAGGUUCAAGUUAUGCUGGUAGCAGAGGGCAGGGAGAAACUUUUGGUUCCUAUCGUGACGAUAGCGGUGGUCGUGGAGAGUCUCUUGGUGGUUACCAUGGCAGCAGUGGUGGUCGUGGAGAGGCUCUCGGUGGUUACCAAGGCAGCAGUGGUGGUCGUGGAGAGUCUCUUAGUGGUUACCAUGGCAGCAGUGGUGGUCGUGGAGAGGCUCUCGGUAGUUACCGUGGCAGCAGUGGUGGUCGUGGAGAGGCUCUCGGUGGUUACAACGGCAGCAGUGGUGGACGUGGAGAGGCUCUCGGUGGUUACCACGACAGCAGUGGUGGUCAUGAAGAAGCGCGUGGUUCUUACCGUGGUAGCAGCGAUGGUCGUGGAGAGGCGCGUGGUUCAUCUAGUGGAAGAAGCGGCGGCCGAGGGAAAACUCAAGGUGCGAGUCCAGGUAGCAGCAGAGGUCGUGAAGCUCGUGGUUCGUAUCGUGGAAGCAGCAGAGGUCGUGAAGCUCGUGGUUCAAGUCGUGGAAGCAGCGGUGGCCGUGGAGAAUCGCGGGGAUCAUAUAGAAGCGGCGUUGGUCGUGGGGAAAAACGAGGUUCAAAUUUUGGUAGUAAGGGUGGUCGUGGAGAAACUAUUGGUCUUCAUCGUGGCAACAGCAGCGGUGGUCGUGGUGUAGCUCGUGGUUCAUAUCGUGGCAUCACUGAUUCUCGUGGGUCGUUGUCUAGUCGCGGUCGAGUUGCAUCUACUAUUUCUGCGCGAGGAAAAAGUCAAGUCUCGAUAAAGCAAGGAAACGUGAGGCAAAUGCGCAAUAGUCAAAGUGACGGGCUCUCUGUUGGCCACACAGGGUUUUCUACCUCCCGAUUUAAGUCUAGUACUGAACGCUCAUCUCAUGGCAAGGUAGUCCAGACCUCCAGUUCUUCAAAAGUCAUUGAAAAUAAGAAAUUCACCGUUGUCGACAGCUACAAAAGCUCUGGCACUGAAGAUACGGAAAAUUUACCUACUGAAUCUUUGCAGUGCAAUGUGUGCCGUGUGAUAAGUUUCAAGAGCAGUUCUGCAUUUGACGAGCAUAUCAAAAGUCAGCACCAUUCUCACAUGUUGAAACUCUUGUCUGCUCGGAAUGAUAGUCUCGAACAAUUCAAAAGGUUGAGUGCCAAGCACGCGUCUAGAGCAAUUGAACAUGAAGUUAUGAAGAACAUUUCUAAUGACAGAAAUAAAAUGGAACAAACUGGAGUUGAUAGUAAAUUCUUCACUUGCAGUUAUUGCCAGUGUACAGUUUUGCUGGCGGCUGUUUCUAUGCACGUUCAACUAAUUCAACACAAGGAGCUCAUAGAAUUUGCUAAGCCUCAGUGCUGUGAUAUAAAGUUUACUAGCCGUCAGAGCUAUGAAGCUCACAAGACAACUGUUAAGCACUUGAAAACCAAGUAUGAACUGGAAAAAAAAUUCAUUGUCAAUGCUGUCAGAGAAAUAGAGGAAGAAGUGAUGAAAUCCAAAGGGGAAAAGGUGCCAGUCAAAUUCAAAGUGACUUCGGUAUCUCUACCACAAUCUGACUAUGUGAUAAAAAUUUUGAAGUCACUUGAAAGCUCUCCGUUGAUCGAUCGAGACGUGAAGGAGGACUUUUGCCUGGCAUGUGAGGUGACAGUUCCGAAAUUUCGCCGAAGUUUCCAUCCCUGCUGCUCGGAUCACCACGAAAACACCAUCUUUUUCUGCUCCAAGAACAAAAUCCGCAUCACAGCGCGCAUCACUCAGUACUUGAAGGAACUUAAGAGCACUAGUAGCUCGAAUGAUGUCUCCAAUUCAUCAGCGGGCUUGUCAUCAGAAGAAACAAAAUCUACUAAAACAGAGCUCGGCAACUCUGCCCCGUCGACCACCAGUUCUUCCAUCACUGCCAUGUCCAGCCAACCAUCAGCUGACAAGAAAUGUUUUAAUUCAUCUAGUCCAGCGAGCGACCGAGAAAUCCGAUUGUCUUCAGAGUCUGCUGCCGCUUCAUCUUCGCCCCAUCAGACGGAGGCCAUGAAAAAUGAUGGUUUAAACAGUUCUGAUGAUGAGGAAAACGAUGACGAGUUCGACUAUGAAUUCCCUGAUAAUGAUGAUGACAAAGACGUGCAGACUGGUGCGGUACCGGGAGACCGCUCUGCUUAUGCUGUCGUUGUAAAUGACAAACAAAAUUCUGAGCUCCAUGUGGAUGCAGAGAUCGAGGAUGAGUUUGAGUACGAGUUUGAUGCCACUUCCACUGCAAAUGACAAAAUUCUGAUAAAAAAUGUGGGUGAUUCCUUGAAUACAGGAACAACGGAGGAGUUACAGAUGUCAACUUCAGGUAUAAAUGAAGAAAAUGAUCAUGAUGAGAUUGACGAUUUCGAGUACGAAUACGCGCCCGAACAAAGCGCUGAAUUAGCUUCUGGCGCCCAGCCUGAUCUUGACGACAAUGAAGGUGAAGCUCUUUCAAAAAGUGAAGACAUUGACGACUUUGAUUACCAAUUUGAUGAUGCAGAUGAGACGAGGACAAAAGGAAACGACGACUCGGCAAGUCGGGCGAUAGACAUCGAAAAAGCCACUGGCGAGAAAGCUGAUAAGGCUAAAGUUGAAGACAGUAAAUUAUGCAACGCAUCUUUAGAUGCUAAUGAAGUUGAUGAAUUUGAUUACGAUUUGGCGCCCGAAGAUGUCAAUUCGAAAGAUACGAAUCGCGUAGAGAUGGAUCGCAGGAAUAAAGCUGUAACGGACGACGUAGAAAAAGCAUGCAAUUCAGAAUUACUGGAAGAAGUUGAAGAUGAUUUUGAAUAUGAGUUGUCCACCGACGCUCACUCUGAAAGUGAGAUGGAUUUGGAACAUAAACGGGAAGAGAAGACAAAUGUUGAGGACAGAAUUAUCGCUGUUCCUGCUAGCGAGUUCGCCAAAGCUACUGUAGACGUAGAUGCUAAUCCGGCUUCAAGUGCCCAAUCAAAGUUAAGUGGUUCUGUAGCCUCUCAAAAGAAAGUAGCUAGUGAAGAAUAUACAGAGUCUAGAAACGAACCAGAAGAUGAGAAUGAAGACGAAAUUGAAGAUUUCGAGUAUGAUGUCCAACUAGAUGGAAACCCAGCCGAGCAAGAGCAAACGUUGACGGCAGACGGCGAAGAGGAAGAUGCAGAAGAUGACGAGUUUGACUACGAAGGCUUUACCACCAACGAAUAAUUCCUAAAGAAAUGCUCAUAAGGGACUGACGUUUAUUUUUUCCUCCGACGAACGUAAUCUGAGACUCCACACCAAAACCGGAAUUCUUAUUGGUGGUGGUAAGUCGGCCAUCAUAGGUAACCUAAGCGAUUAUGCUGGUUAAUGGUGAAGCUUCCUCGAAAAGUAAGUCGACUCUAAAAAAAUGUUGGCGAUCGAAAUGGCCAUUUAUACCCUCAAGCCACGGUGUGAGCCACACUUCUAACUCUACCAGGAACUGAUCUACAUGAAAUAUUGCUCACCUAUCAUGUACUAGGAUAACGUCAAGCCUAUUAGGAGAAUCUUUUGUUCUGCUGUUCUAAUUUAAUCGUAUUACUGAAGCUGAAAAUAAUUGAAAUACGCUUGCCAGACAUUUGAUCGUGGAAAUUUUGCCUCGAUCGAGAACAAACUCCACUGAUCAAAGAAAUGAAACAAAAAUUCUUUCAGCAUUCUCUAACCUGAGUCUUGGAAAAAUAAAACAAGAAUGAGGUAGAACAAUUGGUAAACAUUUCUAAAAACUUGCUUUAAAUUAACGCUAAAUCCUGAGCGAACAUGCCUUCCUUAUUCUAUCGACGAAUGUGGACUCCUAUUUCUUAUUUAAUGAUUUGAGUACCGUAUGCUUGUUAAAACAUGAAUCGUUGUAAUGUGUUUGCAAGUAAUUAUUUCGAACUCAUUUUUUUUUUGUGAUGAAAUUUGAUGAUGUUUUUUUUUUUAAAUUUCAGUGGUCCUUGUUUUUCGUUUUUUAUUCUGACGUCAAACGUAAAAUUGUCUAUACCACUGAGUGUCUAAACGAAAUCGUUCGAAGGAAAAAGCUUUGGAAUUGCUAGUAUUUACCAAAAUGUAUAAUUAUACGUUCAUUUAUUUUCAAUUAUGUUCCCUUUGAUAAUAUCCCAUUCAACAAGAAUUAAUGAUGCAAGUAUGAAAACUCCACCAGUUGAUGGUAGCCAAAUACCUAUCACCCCUCCUCCUUAGUCGCCACUACCAGGAUGGUCAA